UAAUUCACGAAAUCCUUUGGAAAAAGAAAGGAAGAACGAAUAUCAUGCGAUGGCUUUCUCAUCGGCUGCUUCGUCGUUUGGUAUACAACAACACAACUUCUCUUUUGAGAAUUGGAUAUUCUAAUGAGUGGAUUUCAAACUUUCAAAAGGCGGACAGUUGGAGUUAUACUUCUUUUUCAUGGUUAAAAACUCGUGGACAAAGUGGUUAUCGUUUGGGUGGUGCACGCUUUUCCACUCAGUCCAAGUUAUCCGAAGAAGAAACAGUUUUGUUUAAACAUCGAGAAGUAUUCCUGUAUCGUUUUGCUAACCUCAUACCAUUGGGACAGUUGGCUUUUUCUAUUUAUGCUGGUUAUUUGUUUUUUGGUCCGCACUAUAUUCACGGAAUUCCUUCUUCUGAUCAAACGAUUGGUGUGAGUUUGGUAGUGUACUCUGUAUUUAUGGGUAUUUGUAUGACGUUUGUGGUGGCCACUCGAUGGUUAACCAAAGGUAGGGUUAUCGAAAUACGAGAGUUGAAGAAACAAGGAAUGUUGCGGUUCUAUCAACAUCGUUAUUUGGGUUUGGGUAGACCGCAUCAUGUCCAAGUCAAAGUAGGCAACAUCCGAGUUGGCAACGUGGAAAGACUUCUACGAUUUGGUGCUUUAGCGAAUAAAAGUACUCCUGGAUGGUUACACUUGUUAUGGAAACAACCUUUAGGUACGUUUCCUUUACAAGUUAUAACCACCUCUGGAAAGAUGGAAAAGUUGGUGAUGCCCAUUGGUGAAUAUGAUUACUUGAAAGCUAACCAGUUGGCUAAUUUGUUGGUUUCUGGUGAUAUGUUGUCCAUGUUUCAAGAACGCAACAAUGGAUAAUCGUAUUGAAUAAAGAUUUUAAAGUUGCGCUCUUUUAGGAAUGAAAG
Messenger RNA from Galdieria sulphuraria, 895 nucleotides. RefSeq lists its product as uncharacterized. Bases 45 to 848 code for a protein of 267 amino acids. The record is from RefSeq and is a predicted model, not a curated record. Lineage: Eukaryota; Rhodophyta; Bangiophyceae; Galdieriales; Galdieriaceae. The transcript has a single exon.